AUGAAAACCAAUUAUUCACCUCCUUCAACUUCUUCAAAUGUUUUUGAUAAACUUAAACAUUACAGAAAAUGUUAAAUGUCUUCUGUUUUACGAAAUUUACUUAAUAGUCCAUCUAACAGACCAACAACUAUUCAAACACCUUAAACUAAAUUACAAUCCUACUCAUAACGUAACUCACCUCUUCCAAAAGAUAUGUCAGCAUUUGAAAGAACUUAAGAUUAAACAGUUAAACAAUUAGAUUUUAGUCAUCUUCAUGAAUUUGAAAUCAAAACACCAAAUAUGACUCCUCAUUCACCAAUCAACUCAAAUAAUCAAAUGAGUAGAGUAUUUAAUAUAUUUAAUCCUUCUUCUAGGAACAAAGAAUGACUUCUUUCAUUAGUACAUAGAGAUAUAACAAAAAUGAUAAAAAAUACAAUAUAGUACUCUUUUUUGAAGAUAAUUCACUUCUAUUUCAAGAUAUAAUUAGAAGAAAAGAUGUAGAAAGAAUUGUUAAUUUGUUUCAAACUCCAAUGAUUUUGGCAUAAUAAGAGAGUGUAUUCAAUUAUUCAUUCUACAUAGUUGACUGAAACCUUUUCAGAAAUGAUCUUAUUUUUAGCCACUUUCUUUCUAGAUUGCUAAGAAUAUUCCAAAGGUACUUACUUUCUUAAGGAUUGCUAUACAUUGUCAAAUCUAACUCGUAAUCCCUUAUUGAAAGUUAAAACUCUAUUAUUAUUAGCUUAAUGCGCUAAACAGUAAAAUAUUAUAUAUUUAUAGUUAUAAGCUAUUUGACUAAUAAAUUGUUCUAAUAUAAAAAGCAUUGAUGUACACAUGGGCAUUUGAAUACCAUGAUCUAGAAAUCUAAUGUUAUGAUACUAUGGGGAUUGCUUAUUUCUAUUAAGGCAAUAUUUAAAGAGCUGAAUUUUAUCAUUAAAAAUGGACCAGCGGAUAUUUAGAACCAUCCAAAUCCUAUUAUAGAAUUACAGCUUAAGAAUUUAUUUAAAUGUUUGAGAAAACACUUCCAACCAAGGCCAUUGACUUUAUGUCUUCCAUUCAAGGGUCUAUUAGUAUUCCUUUUACUAAUAUUGCAAAUGGAAAAAGUUAUGAUGAAAAAAGAUUUAUUAAAUACAAUAAUUGUAAUCCUAUUGAAAUUAUUACAACAAUUGUUACCAAUAAAGAUUUCAAAGAGUUUAAUUUAAUUCAUCAUGAACAAACUUAAACAAUAAAUUCAACCAUCAAGAGACAACCAAAAUUACCAAAAAAGAUACUUGAAAUAACAGAAAAAUAUCGUUAAAACAAAGAAAUAUAUGAGUUUGACCAUAAAAUUAAUGAAAAUCCAAACUAUAAAUUAUCCAUUUAAUAGUAGGUGAAUCAUAGAAUAACAUAAUCAUUUUCAUUAGAACAUGUCAAAUUAAACAUUCGUAAGUUUAUUGCUACCUAAAGAGAACCUUUUGUCAAAGCAUAAUAAAUUUAUAUAAGAGCGAAUCAUUCUCAAAAAGAAUUUAUUCCUACUUUUGUUGCCAGAUAUAAAAAAAUGCUUUUACAGAUACUAAAAUGA
Paramecium sonneborni is the source of this 1534-nucleotide messenger RNA. The record is from the annotation of a GenBank genome assembly. NCBI's taxonomy places the organism in Eukaryota, Ciliophora, Oligohymenophorea, Peniculida, Parameciidae.